Molecule: messenger RNA, 791 nt
Organism: Doryrhamphus excisus (bluestripe pipefish)
Lineage: Eukaryota; Metazoa; Chordata; Actinopteri; Syngnathiformes; Syngnathidae
Product: nucleoside diphosphate kinase B-like
Biological process (GO): GTP biosynthetic process; CTP biosynthetic process; UTP biosynthetic process
Molecular function (GO): nucleoside diphosphate kinase activity
Source: RefSeq, a predicted model, not a curated record
CUGCUUUCCAAUCCUUAUUAGGAAAGACUUCCUGUUUAUUUUUGAUUGGGGCGGAGCCAGACAGCUAACGAAGGCUUGGCCUUUGUUGCCAUGGUGACUAUCAUCUCUCCGUUUAAGGCGAUCUUCUUGUCACCUUGACCACAUGACCCCCCCCAGCAGCCUUUAAAUAUGUGGGUACUGCAAUGUGAGCCAACGAGUCUUCAGUGAGCCCCCGCCAACGCCCCGUCCACUGCCAACAUGGAGCGCACCUUCAUCGCCGUGAAGCCCGAUGGCGUCCAGAGAGGUCUGUGCGGCGACAUCAUCAAGCGCUUUGAGCAGAGAGGCUUCAGACUGGUCGCUGCCAAGUUCAUGCAGGCAUCAGAAGAGCAGAUGAAGACGCACUACCUGGACCUGAAGGACAUGCCCUUCUACGCUGGUCUGUGCAAGUACAUGUCGUCCGGACCCAUCCUCGCCAUGGUGUGGGAGGGGCGGAGCAUCGUCAAGCUGGCGCGGAUGAUGCUGGGAGAGACCAACCCGGCCGACUCCAAGCCCGGAAGCAUCCGAGGAGACCUCUGCAUCGACAUCGGCAGAAACAUCAUUCACGGCAGUGACACGCUGGACAACGCCAAGCGUGAGGUCAACUUGUGGUUCAAGGCUGAAGAGAUGGUGGACUACGCACCCUGCGCCCAAGCCUGGCUCUACGAGUGAACAAAGGCCGCAUGACGCACGUGAACAUCGGUCUCUGAACAUCAUAUGACUCUCGUGUCCACCCGUCAAUAAAGGUCACAUGACUCGUGUCCACCUGUCAAUAA